Messenger RNA from Strigops habroptila (Kakapo), 11286 nucleotides. It is a transcript of the gene MYO9A, whose product is annotated as myosin IXA. NCBI's taxonomy places the organism in Eukaryota, Metazoa, Chordata, Aves, Psittaciformes, Psittacidae. Gene Ontology annotation, biological process: positive regulation of GTPase activity; intracellular signal transduction. The transcript has 44 exons. Bases 315 to 8312 code for a protein of 2665 amino acids. The record is from RefSeq and is a predicted model, not a curated record. Gene Ontology annotation, cellular component: myosin complex. Gene Ontology annotation, molecular function: ATP binding; protein binding; GTPase activator activity.
GCCUCCCCACCCCUCCCCGGGCGGCGGCGGGUGCGGGCAGGCGGCGCGCGCGGGCAGUCGGGCGGCGCGCGCGGGCAGUCGGGCAGCCGGGCAGCGCGCGCGGGCGGCGGGAGCGCCCGGUCCUGCCCUGAGCCUCCCCCCCACCCCCCAUCACCUCAGCAGCGCCCCCUCAGCGGGAGCCCCCUCAGCGGCGGCGGCGGCGGGCGAGGGAUGCGCCGCGCCCCGACACCCAGUUCUGCUAACAUGAUGACCUGACAAGAUAUAGAGGACAGUCCUGACUAUGCAGCGCAGGUACUGAUGGGAAAGGAUCCAAUAUGAGUGUAAAUGAUGUUGGAGGAAGACGACGCUUUGAGGAGAGCGAGUACACGCUGCACAUCUACCCCGGGAGCAUUGCGGAGGGGACUAUCUACUGCCCCAUCACCGCCAGGAAAACGUCCACAGCCGCUGAGGUGAUCGAUUCUCUCAUCAAUAAACUUCAGCUCGAGAAGACAAAAUGCUACGUCCUGGCCGAGGUGAAGGAGUUUGGGGGGGAGGAAUGGAUCCUCAACCCCACGGACUGCCCCGUCCAGCGCAUGAUGCUGUGGCCUCGCAUGGCCCUGGAGAACCGCAUCAGCGGCGAGGACUAUCGCUUCCUCCUGCGGGAGAAGAACCUGGACGGCUCCAUUCACUAUGGGAGCCUCCAGUCCUGGCUGCGGGUGACGGAGGAGCGCCGCAGGAUGGUGGAACGUGGCUUCCUUCCCCAGCCACAGCAGAAGGACUACGAUGACUUGUGCAGCCUGCCAGACCUGAACGAGAAAACGCUCCUGGAGAAUCUCAGAAACCGCUUCAAGCAAGAGAAAAUCUACACCUAUGUAGGCAGCAUCCUCAUAGUUAUUAAUCCAUUCAAGUUUCUACCUAUCUAUAACCCCAAGUAUGUCAAGAUGUACGAUAACCACCAGCUGGGCAAGCUGGAGCCCCAUAUUUACGCUGUGGCAGACGUGGCUUACCACGCCAUGCUUCAGCGGAAGAAGAACCAGUGCAUCGUGAUUUCGGGAGAGAGUGGGUCAGGAAAGACACAGAGCACCAACUUUCUCAUUCAUCACCUCACCGCCCUAAGCCAGAAGGGAUUUGCCAGUGGAGUAGAACAGAUUAUUCUUGGAGCUGGACCAGUGCUUGAGGCUUUUGGGAAUGCAAAAACAGCCCAUAACAACAACUCCAGUCGCUUCGGCAAGUUUAUCCAAGUGAAUUACCAGGAGACGGGCACCGUGCGAGGAGCUUACGUGGAGAAGUACCUCCUGGAGAAAUCAAGACUAGUCUAUCAGGAACACAAUGAACGGAACUACCAUGUAUUUUAUUACCUCCUGGCAGGAGCAAGCGAGGAAGAGAGAUCAGCAUUCCACCUGAAGCAGCCUGAGGAAUAUCAUUACCUCAACCAGAUGACAAAGAAACCCCUCAGACAGAGCUGGGAUGAUUAUUGCUAUGACUCUGAGCCGGACUGCUUUUCUGUGGAAGGGGAAGACUUGAAGCAUGACUUUGAGCGCUUACAACUAGCCAUGGAGAUGGUGGGGUUUCUUCCCAAGACUCGCAGACAGAUAUUUUCUCUCUUGUCGGCGAUACUUCACCUGGGAAACAUCCGUUACAAAAAGAAGACUUACAGGGAUGACUCCAUCGAUAUCUGUAACCCUGAAAUACUGCCUAUUGUGUCUGACUUGCUGGAGGUGAAAGAAGAGAUGCUGUUUGAGGCCCUGGUUACCAGAAAGACAGUGACAGUAGGAGAGAAGCUGAUCUUACCCUACAAACUCGCAGAGGCUGUGACUGUGAGGAACUCUAUGGCUAAAUCAUUGUACAGUGCCCUGUUCGACUGGAUAGUGUUCAGAAUUAACCACGCGCUCCUCAACUCAAAGGACAUGGAGGAAAGCACCAAGACUCUAUCUAUUGGAGUACUUGAUAUUUUUGGGUUUGAAGACUAUGAAAACAACAGUUUUGAGCAAUUCUGCAUUAACUUUGCCAACGAGCGCUUGCAGCACUACUUUAACCAACACAUCUUUAAACUUGAACAGGAGGAAUAUAGAGCAGAAGGAAUUAGCUGGCACAACAUCGACUACACAGACAACUCCAGUUGCAUCAACCUGAUCAGUAAGAAGCCGACAGGCCUGCUCCAUCUGCUGGAUGAGGAAAGCAAUUUUCCUCAAGCCACAAACCAGACACUGCUGGACAAGUUUAAACGUCAACACGAAGGGAACUCUUACAUUGAAUUUCCAGCAGUCAUGGAGCCAGCCUUCAUCAUCAGACACUACGCAGGCAAAGUGAAGUAUGGAGUGAAGGAUUUCCGUGAAAAGAACACAGAUCACAUGCGCCCGGACAUUGUCGCUCUUCUUCGAAGCAGCAAGAAUGCCUUCAUCUGCGGGAUGAUCGGGAUUGACCCGGUGGCUGUCUUCCGCUGGGCCAUCCUGCGGGCAUUCUUCAGGGCCAUGGUUGCCCUUAGAGAGGCUGGAAAACGAUAUGUGGAGAAGAAAACUGGGCAUGAUGAUGCAGUGCCAUGUGCGGUUUUGAAAAGUGUGGAUAGUUUUAGCUUUCUCCAUCACCCAGUUCACCAGAGGAGCUUAGAGAUCCUGCAGAGAUGCAAGGAGGAGAAGUACAGUAUUACUCGGAAGAGCCCACGAACACCACUCUCAGACCUCCAGGGAGUCAACACCAUCAACGAGAGGACCCAGCGUGAUGCCUAUGCGGUUGGCUGGAAUGGCCGGAUGGGGAUGCGGCACAGCCGGCUCGCCAGCCCCGGCGCCUUCCUAGACAAGGAUGGGAUAUUUGUCAACGCCACCAACAGCAAGCUGCUGGAGAGGGCCCACGGCAUCCUCAUGCGAAACAAGAACUUCAAAGCCAAACCCAAUCUCCCAAAGCAUAUGCUGGAUGUAAAGUCCCUCAAGCACCUAACCAACCUGACGCUGCACGACCGCAUUACCAAAUCUCUCCUCCAUCUCCAUAAGAAGAAAAAACCACCCAGCAUCAGUGCCCAGUUCCAGGCCUCGCUCAACAAGCUAAUGGAGACCCUUGGCCAAGCAGAACCUUAUUUUGUCAAGUGCAUUCGAUCCAACGCUGAAAAGCUGCCCCUGCGGUUCAACGACAGCCUGGUGCUGAGGCAGCUGCGGUACACAGGGAUGCUGGAGACCGUUCGCAUUCGCCAGUCGGGAUAUGGCUGCAAAUACUCCUUCCAGGAUUUUGUGAACCAUUUCCAUGUCCUUCUGCCUCAAGGAAUCAACCCAUCUAAGCACAAUAUCCAUGAUUUUUUCCGGAAAAUAAAACUGGAUCCAGACAAUUACCAAGUUGGAAGAACAAUGGUUUUCGUGAAGGAGCGUGAGCGGCAGCUUCUGCAGGACCUGCUGCAUCAGGAGGUGCUGCGCCGGAUCAUGCUGCUGCAGCGCUGGUUCCGCAGCAUGCUCUGCAGGAGGCAGUUCCUGAGCUUAAGGCAAGCUGCAGUCAUCAUACAGAGGUUUUGGCGCAGUUACCAGAGCCGAAAACAAGGGGAACCAUCCCCAGACCCUCUUGUCCUCGGCAAAGCCGCCGUUGUUCUCCAGGCCCACUGGCGUGGCUUCAUGGAGAGGCGGAGAUUCCUGCAGAUGCAGUUUGCAGCCCACGUCAUCCAGAGCUGCUGGCGGGAGCACACCAAGCGGCGUCACGAUGCGGCCACCAGCAUCCAGGCAGCCUGGCGAGGGCACCACGCGAAGCAGCUGUACACAGCCUGCAGAAGCAAAGUCGUCUGCUUGCAGGCAGCCUGCAGAGGGUAUUUAGCACGGCAAAGGUUUAGAGCUUUGAAAGAGCAGCGAUUAAAAGAGAUGCAGCUGGAGAAUGGCCUGUCUGUUAGAGAAGACGAUGGACUAGAGGCAGAUGAUGCUUUGGAAAUUAAGGGCUCUGACCCAUCUAAGUGGGAGGAUGGCUCAUUUGAAGAGCGAGUGAGAGCUAUAGAGGAACAUAAAUCACUGAUGGAAAAUAAUCGGGUGAAUCACAUGGACCCACUGGAUACUUCUGGGAAUUUAUUGUACAAAAGGCACGAGAGAGCCAGUAGCCAGAGUGGGAUGGACACUGAAGAGGAGGUUGUCGUGAGAGAGAGACCCAAAUCGCUGGAGGAUCUCAACCAGAAAAAAGUGGUUCGUGCAAAAAGGGAAAGCCGGAGGAUGCGUGAACUGGAACAGGCAAAAUUCAGCUUGGAGCUGCUCAAGGUCCGCUCCACCGGUGGGCUGUCACCUUCCGAAGAGCGGCGGUGGUCCACCGAGCUAGUGUCAGAGGCACUUCAUUCCCCUCAGGGAACCCCAGAGAGUGAAAGCUCUCAAGGGAGCUUUGAGAUGUUAAGCUGUGAAGACACCCCAAGUAAUAAACUCGUUUCCUUAGUUUUAGAUGAGCAGGAUGUGCAGUCAUUCUCCACUGACUCUUUGCCUAGCAGUCCCCAGGCUCACUUGCAGGAGAAGUCUUUCUGUAGGACAGAUGUGAACAGCAAUUUACCCAGUAGCAGAAGGAUAAUUGCAGACUUGGAGCUGGCUGAUAACCUCACCAUGAAGGAGCACAUAGUCUGUGACCCCCAGAAUGUUAUAAACAAGGCGCAACCAAGAGAAACCUUCCUUUCCAGCAACCUACCUACUUUCUAUGUUCCACCUCAAGACAACGUGAAGGUGAAGCUGAUGGAGAAUAACCUGAAGAACAAAGCAGUGGAAAGAAAGAAGACAGGUGCAUUCUCUGAGGUCAGGAAGGACUCUGAGCCAGAGCAGGGCAGAGCCUUGGGUGGAGAGGAAGAGAAGUCCUCUACCAAGAGAGAGGAACGUGGGACAGGGACUGCCACACAGGCCCGUUCUCCAGACUCUGUCAUCAAGAGACUGGAAAAGCUCAACGUGGAGAAAGAGGAAAGGCAAAAGCAGCUUCAGCUGCAAAAUGAGAGGGAGAUGAUGGAGCAGAUCCGUCAGCAGAAGGAAAUUCUGGAGAGACAACGCAAAGCCUUUGAGCAGCAAGGGAGAAUGGAGGCUUUGCAGAGGGCAGAGCAGAACAGGAUGAAGGACUCCUCCCUCAAACCAACCAAAAAACCAGAGAGUCGGCCUCAGUCGGUGCUUAUCCUGCACCCCCAGAGCAGGGGGGAGCAUGGCCCCACCACUGGUGUGGUUCCAACCUCAUCAGUGGACAUCAAAGGUCUCACAGUUGGGAGCAGGGGAAGCUCUCCAGCUCACAGUGCCCCCAGAGACAGACCUGUCAGCAUGUUCAUGGAGCGAAAAGAGGGUCAAUUGGGAUCAGCACUGGAAGCCCGAUGCCAUUCCAGACCGGCUCUGGACCCCAGGGACCUCCCGGGCAGCCACUUCUCGAGGACGGAGCGUCUCCGGCAACCCCGAAUGCCCAACCAGGCCAGCGAGGAGGCGAGGGCAAGCACUAUGUUCUUCACCCCGAAAGACAAUCCCUUUGGCCUCCCCAGAGAAGCAAAUCAUCAAUGGCUUUCCAAGGGUGAACUAGUCAGGAAGCCGUUUAAGAUGCUGGGGUCUGGCAAAGGAGAGGUUCCCAGACCGACCCAUAAAAAGAAAGCCCGCAUGGCGCGGACGCGCUCCGAUUUCUUGACUAGAGGUACUUUUGCUGAUGGGGAGGGGGAUACGGAGGAAGAUGAUUGCAGUGGCAAUUUUGAGUUCCUACUCUCCUCUGAGCAACCUCCUCAUGCCGAGGCGGUACCUGCAGCCCGCCUGGGCCAGGCCUGUUACAGUGACUCCGAAAUGACGGUGCAGCGAUUUGCCGCAGGGGAAGGCCAGACAAAACUGCACAAAACCAUGUCUCAGGGGGAGAUCGGGAAGCUGGUGGCCACGCAGAAGAGCCUGGCUCCAGAUGGGAGGCCUCAGCGAGCCAAGAUGAGGUUCUGGGUGAAGGGAAAACAGGGGGAGAAGAAGACCUCACGGGAGAAGCUUGCUACCCAGUCUGAGCUACUGGAGCUGUACGCGGAGCAAGAAGCCCCUGGCAGGGAGGUCAUUUCUGGUAUGCAGCUUAGUGAAGAGUUGGGUCCUCACCACCUGACCCCCCCGCGGAGUCCUGAGCUGGCCGGUAUCUACCGACGGGAGUUCAAGGAGAACAAGGAGCCCUCUCCCAAAGUGAAACGCAAGCGCAGCGUCAAGAUCAGCAACGUGGCUCUGGAGCCCGUGCAGUGGCAGAAUGACUCACUGCAGAUCAUAACCAGCGCUAGCGACUUGAAGAGCAUGGAUGAGUUUCUCCUGAAAAAGAUGAAUGAACUGGAUAACGAGGACAGCAAGAAGGACACACUCGUGGAUGUUGUGUUCAAGAAAGCACUGAAGGAGUUCCGACAGAACAUCUUCAGCUUUUACUCUUCAGCGUUGGCAAUGGAUGAUGGGAAAAGCAUCCGCUAUAAGGACCUCUACGCCUUAUUCGAGCAGAUUCUGGAGAAGACCAUGAGACUUGAGCAGAGGGACUGGAGUGAGUCUCCGGUUAAAGUCUGGGUCAACACUUUCAAAGUCUUCCUGGAUGAAUAUAUGAUAGAAUACAAACCCCUGGACUACACCACGGUAAAGGUAGUGCCAAAAACAGAACGAAAAAAGAGAAGAAAAAAGGAAGCAGAUGUGGUAGAAGAGCACAACGGCCACAUUUUUAAGGCGACCCAGUACAGUAUCCCCACGUACUGUGAAUAUUGUUCCUCCUUGAUCUGGAUAAUGGACAGGGCUUCUGUUUGUAAAUUAUGUAAAUAUGCUUGCCAUAAGAAGUGCUGUCUUAAAACCACGACCAAGUGCUCCAAAAAGUAUGACCCCGAGCUGUCAUCUCGGCAGUUCGGUGUGGAGCUCUCCCGCUUGACCAGUGAGGAGCGGGCAGUGCCGGUGCUGGUGGAGAAGCUCAUCAACUACAUUGAAAUGCACGGGCUGUACACAGAGGGCAUUUACAGAAAAUCAGGGUCCACCAACAAGAUCAAGGAGCUGCGGCAAGGACUCGAUACAGACAUUGAUAAUGUGAAUUUAGAUGACUACAACAUCCACGUCAUCGCCAGCGUGUUCAAGCAGUGGCUCCGAGAUCUGCCUAACCCUCUCAUGACCUUCGAACUCUAUGAGGAGUUUCUGCGGGCGAUGGGCCUCCAGGAGAGGAGGGAGACUGUACGGGGAGUGUAUUCAGUCAUCGACCAGCUCUCCCGCACGCAUCUCAGCACCUUGGAGCGUCUCAUCUUCCACCUGGUGAGGAUUGCUCUCCAAGAAGAGACCAAUCGCAUGUCAGCUAAUGCCUUGGCCAUCGUCUUUGCUCCCUGUAUCCUCCGCUGCCCCGAUACAACAGACCCGCUGCAGAGCGUUCAGGACAUCAGUAAAACAACCACGUGCGUAGAAUUAAUCGUCAUCGAGCAGAUGAACAAAUACAAGGCUCGUCUCAAGGACAUCAACAGCCUGGAGUUUGCAGAGAACAAAGCCAAGAGCCGCCUCUCCUUGAUCCGCAGAUCGAUGAAACCUGUACUAAUUGCAGUUAGAUUUAUGAGCAUAACCCGCAGCUCAAUCCCGGGCAAAGGACGCGUGCGACGUGGUGCCUACCCCAGCCCGACGUCUCCUGUUGCUGUGCGCUUGCCCUCGGUGACAGAUGUCCCUGAGGAGACCAUAAACAGUGAGGAAGCCAUGGAGAUGGAGGUGACAGAGCAGCAGCAAGUGGCCAUGCAGCAGGAGGAGAAGGUGCUGACUGAGCAGAUUGAGAGCCUGCAGAAGGAAAAGGAGGAGCUGACGUUCGAGAUGCUGACGCUGGAGCCCCGCGCCUCUGACGAUGAAACCCUCGAGUCUGAAGCCUCCAUUGGCACUGCCGACAGCUCUGAGAAUCUGAACUUUGACUCCGAAGGAGCCAUCUCCGAUCGCUCGGAGAGAAGCAUAGCACUUACCUCCCUGCGCCCCGCCAAGGUGGAGGGGCCGAGCCGGCUGCGAAGGCACCCCAGGACGCGGCCGGACCCAGCGGACCCAGCCGACGUCUCCAUCUCCUCCUCCUCAUCAUCCCAAUCAUCCACCUCCUGCUUGCCCCACCUUCCCCGGAAGCGCUUCCAGAUGUACUCCAAAUCGCCUUUCUACCGAGCAGGGAGUCCUGGCGAGGCCCCCGAAAGCCGGGCGAGCCCCGAGGGCUUCAUGGGACCUCUCCGUUAUCCUGAGGAGCGCCCUCAAUUCACCACCCGUGGGACGUUCAACCCGGAGAAAGGCAAACAGAAACUGAAGAGCGUGAAAAUUUCCCCCCCAAAAACCAAAGAGCCCCCAGAUGGGGGGACAGGGGGGACACGCAAGAGAAACCCCGAGGCCGACUGUGCUGCCACCCAAUCCCUUGUCCUCCUGGGGAGCAACGAGUUCAUGGUCUGAGAGGUUCCACAUCAUGCACUGGAGCAUCCUCCUGUCCAUGCUCCCAAUGGCUUCCUUGUUAACGCCAGGAGGAUGAAUUCCUGAUUUCAAAGGCCGGGGAGGUGGGGAACGGUUUUAACGGUGGCCUUAGUGGUUAGGGGGGUUGAGGGUUUCUGGGGGGGUUGGACCGGGGAUGGAGGGGCACUGGCCGGCUCCUGCGCCCUUCCCCUCGGAGCACCCCACGCCUCAGAGCGUUGCGCCGCCAAAUCCUCGUGCCCAAUCACCGUAGCCUGUGGGUAGGAACAAACCAAGCCUAAAACUCCUGUGGGAGUCCCAGCAGGAGUCCCAGCCAGCCAGCCAAGCCCUCCGCGCUUUAACCACCUCAUCCACGCCAACGCCAAGCGCAUGGAAAAGCGUUAAAAUCUGCCAAAAACCACCUUAUUUUUUGUGUUAUUUUUUAACGUGACUUAACCACCUUCUCCUCUUUUUUUUGUUUUUGGAGACCAUCAGUAUUAAAAAAUAAUAAUAAUAAUAAUACUCAAGGACUACUUGAAGCUAUAUUUGUUUAUAAGCUGGUUACUGGAGUUUGAUGUAAAUAGAUAUAUUUUUAUUUUUAUUUUGUUUUCUAUUUUUCCCCAAACAGAACUUUUUGUUUUUUGAUUAUUGUUAUUUUGUGGCCGGGAAGGAGGAAGAGAUGGGCUGAGCCGUCCUGCUGGUGCCAUCACUGGUGUCACCAUCCAUCACUUGCCGCUACCACCUUGCUCUGUACAUUGAGAUGUACUUUGAGGUGUAAUUAGCCUGAUUUAAAAGCAAUGCCCAUAAUAGGACUAAUUAGAACUCAGCUCUUAAUCCCUCCCAUACCAUCAUCAUCAUCAUCACCCUCCAUGGCACCCGGAGAAGCUCCAGGUACUGGAAAACCUCUGGAAAGGCAAAAUUAGGAACACCAGAGCACUAAUUAGAUGAAUAAAGGAUGGAUCCAUCCUGUUAGAUGCGUUGGGCAUUGCAGGUUGAGGCUCAUCCUUUCCUGGAACACCACCAAAAAAGGGGAAAACACCAAGACCUGGGUUUUCCUGAGCAUUUUGUGGUUUUCUGGGCAUCUCUGCAUCCCAGGGUUCAGCCAAGCUGCCCUUUGGUCCCCUCCCCCUGCCCAUUGCUUUUGAGGGAUGGUUUAUUUAUUGGGGAUUUGGUUUGCUUUUAUUUUACUUUUUAAAGUUUUACUUUUAUUUUCAUUUUCAUUUUUUUCCAUGGGGGAAAGCAAUGGAUGCGACCGGGAGAGCGGGAGCAUGGGAACACCAUCUGCCUUGGUGAUGCAUCCUGGGAGCGGAGCAAGACCCACUCAAUCAUCCCCCACUCACAGGGGAAAACAGGAUUUUACCAUCCUGAGUGGAAAAUAGGGAUUUUGGAACCACCCUGGGAUAUGCUGGGAGGCGGGUUGUGGUCACAAAAGUGAAAGAUCCUGGGAAGCCACCCCAAAUUUCCCUAGAGCUGGAAAUAGUGGGAGCAUCCCUGUGCUCUGCACCAAAACCAGCCAUUUUUGAGCACCUUUAUCUAAAACCCAAGGAAUGCUCCUCAAAGUUGCUCCGAGUGAGGGUGUCCCUGUGGGAGGGCCGAAGGGCUCCAUCCUCAUCCUCAGUUUUCCCAACACAGCGGCAUGAGCACAGCAGGGACAGCAGACCUGGCUUAGGCAGCGCCUCCAAGUACAUAUAUAUGUGUAUGUGUGUAUUUCUUUUCAUAUAUGUAUUUCCCUUAUAUAUAGAUAUUAUAUAUAUAAAGAAAAUAUAUGUUAAAGAAUAUAUAUUCUAUAUAUAAAGAAAAUUGACCUAUGAAAGACUAUGUAUAUUCUAUAUAUAAAGAAAGUAUAUGUAAAAUAAUAUAUAAAGAAUAAAUAUGUUUCUUUGUAUGUUUUUAUUUCUUUUAUAUAUAAUACAUGUUUGUAUAUAAAGAAAUACGAGAUAUAUGCUACAUUUAAAGACUAUAUAUUUCUUUAUGUAUUUUGUAUAUAAAGAAAUAUAUAUAAAGAAUAGAUGAAGAAAAUAUAUUUCUUUGUAUAUAUUAUAAAAUAAUAUAUAGAGAGAAAUAUAAAUAUAGAAAAAAUAUACUGUGUAUAAAGAAUAUAUGUCUUUAUGCAUAUGUUUAUAUUUCUAUGUAGAGAAAUAUAUAUAAAAUAAUAUAUAUACCAUGUAUAAAGAAUAUAUUUCUUUAUAUAUAGUAUAUGUUUCUGUAUAAAGAAAUAUAUGUACAAUAAAUAUAUACUAUGUAUAAAGAAAUAUAUGUCAAAUAGAUGCGUACUGUAUAAAAAGAACAUGUAUUUCUUUAUAUAUGUUUUCCUGUAUUUCUUCUAUAUGUAUAAAUGUGUGUAUGUUUCUUUAUAUAGAUUUAUAUAUUUCUUUAUAUAGAGCAUAUAGUUCUCUAAGUACAUAUAUGCCAUAUAUGAAGAAUAUAUGUUCAUAUAUUUUAUCUCUAUUUCUUUGUAUAUGUAAGUGGAAUAUAUAUGGAAUAUAUAUAGAAAAUAUAUAGAAUAUAUAUAGAAAACAUUUCUUUAUAUAUAUUAUAUAUUUGUGUAUAUAUAUAAAGAAAAAGGGUAGAAAAGAAAUAUACGCAAAUAUAGAUAUAUAUGUGUAAAAUCCAGGCCAGGCAGGAGCUGAGCUGCAGAACGGGGGUUCCAGGGCUCCAGGCAACGCAUCCCCCCAGCAUCUCCCACAGCCCCUUCCCAGCCCCUCCUGCAAGCCAAGGGAUGGAUUUGCGGCACGAAUGUACUUACUACUGGAGCGGAGGAGCAGGGCACAUGCGGUCAAGUGGUGGUGGUAUUAUUAUUAUUAUUAUUAUUUUUCAUGGAAUUUUUUUUAAGUAAUUUAUAAGUCUGCUGCGUGUAAAUUAAAACCAGAUCUGUAUUGUAUGAGGAUAUAUUAUCCUGUGUCACCCACGCUAGGAAUGGUUUAAAAAAGGAGAAAAAAAAAAAAAAAAAACCAGAGAAAUAAAAGUGUACUUCUGUAAA